AUGACCAGCUCCCCACCAGACAUUUCAUCGCUGACACUGUCCUCGUCCCAUGCCCGCCUCCAUGAAUCUUACGACUUUGAUGGUUCAACCACCGCUCGCCCUCAAUAUCACUUCGCAACGUCGACAGGUAUUCCAGCCCAAACACAGUACCCGCCCCUAGGUGUGGGUCAGUCUCCUCACAAAAUGAAGCCCGCGGCUCGAAGUGGCCUACCAGCUCAAUGGCUCGAUAAUUCAGAUAACCGCUCUCUCUCACCCCAAAACAACUCUGACUUCUCUUCCACGGGCGGUUCUCCGCCUCCAGUCAGCCACCUGUCGUCGCCUCCAGCUCCUGUUGGCUCGAGUCCAAACCAGAACCCGGAAGACGAGAUCAUUCCUACCGCGAUUGUCAUUAAAAACAUACCGUUCAAUGUUAAGCGUGAAACCCUCCUCGAUAUCAUCGCAUCACUAGCUAUCCCCACUCCCUAUGCAUUCAACUACCACCUUGACCAGCAGGGUUCUUUCCGUGGCCUUGCUUUUGCUAAUUUCCGCCAGGCAGCCGACGCCGAUGCUGUUGUCGUCGCUCUCAACGGAUUUGAUGUCCAAGGUCGUAAACUUCGGGUCGAAUACAAGAAAGUAUUGCAAGCCGGGGAAAAGGAGCGCAUCGAACGCGAAAAGGCUAUUCGGCGAAUGCGCUCAAUGCAAUUGGAGAAGGAACAGGUUACCUAUGAGGACUAUGGCUCCCCAAUUCCUUCGGCAUAUACUCCACAGCGCUCCUUUUCAUACCAGCCUCAGCAGUACUCACCUACUAACGUAUCUCCGAUGCCACCGUAUAAUCACGUGCUUGCAUCGUCGACUCCCCCUGUCUCCCAAAACGCUACAGUCUCAUCCCCUCCAAGCACCUCAGACAAGGGUUCGGCUAACGAACUAGACCUUAACGAUCCAGCAACCCUCGAAAUCUAUUCGAGAAUCCUUCUUUUCAAGGAUGAUCGGAUGAGAGAUGAGCUUGCGUUUUCGAGAACCCUCAACCCCAAGCAGCGUCGUGUCGUGCAUCUUGUUGCUCAGAAGUUGGGGGUGUACCACUACUCGGUGGGAGAAGGUGAAGAGAGGUAUGCAGUUGUCACCCGCAUUGAUCCUGCCAGACAGCCACAACGUCCACCGCACACCCUCUCCCGCGCACCCUCUGCUUAUCUGGCUCAGCAGGCCUCUCAAACUGCCGCCCAGUCUCUGCGUGUGAAGAAAUCUAUGCCAGAUAUGAAAACUUUGCCGUCGCAACAAGCUCCGCGACUGAAUCCACGCUCCUCGAAUGGCAACAUUCGGGAGGGAUACGCAACUAUUUCUACCCCACGCCGACAGUCCACUGCAUUCACGUCACUGUUCUCUAAUGGUGGGGCAUUUGGAGGCGUUCCCCCAGUGCCUUCGGUUGCGUUGGCCAGCUCCCUCAACUCUGGUGGACAUGAGACUCCCAGUGGAGUAGUGCGGCAACCACGCGGGCCAGGGGCAGGCGGUUUCGGUCGUCGAGACAGUAGAGUUGGGUUGAAUGAAGCGGCGGCAGCGGCGGCGACUCGAGCCCGCUCUGAUUCUCUAGAAGGAGCCGAUGGUCGAGGCAACUGA
Molecule: messenger RNA, 1590 nt
Organism: Mycena indigotica
Lineage: Eukaryota; Fungi; Basidiomycota; Agaricomycetes; Agaricales; Mycenaceae
Product: R3h domain
Exons: 5
Coding region: 1-1590 (529 amino acids)
Cellular component (GO): cytoplasm; nucleus
Molecular function (GO): mRNA binding
Source: RefSeq, a predicted model, not a curated record